AAAAGAGGAAGCAAAUAAGACACGAAGUUGUGUAAGGAAAUUUUAAGCCGCAAUUUACCGUAAAAUUGUGCUUGUAAAAGGCAUUAAAAUUUAUCGAAAUUGUCACUAAAGGUGUUGCUAAACAAAGAAGGUAGAAGUUUUGUGAAAUUGUGAGGACUGACCGAAACCGCACACGUAAUGGCUGGUGCAAUGAUGUUCGAUCGCGCACAGUCGCUGCAGCUGAAUCGCCAGGAUCUGUCUUCGAUUGCGGCCGACCUGGAGGUGGACGAAAAUGAUGAGGAGCAAAUCCGUCAAAAGGAACAGAAAAUUAUCGAGCUUGGCGAAGCCUACAAAAAGGAAGGCAAGGCUAAGGAGCUGGCCGACUUGAUCAAGGUCACCCGACCGUUCCUAAGCUUCCUCAGUAAGGCUAAGGCUGCCAAGUUGGUUCGAUCGUUGGUGGAUCUGUUCCUCGAUUUGGAAGCGGAAACGGGCAUCGAAGUGCAACUCUGCAAAGAAUGUAUCGAAUGGGCCAAACAGGAAAAACGUACGUUUUUGAGACAGUCCUUGGAGGCGAGACUGAUUGCUUUGUAUUUUGACACGGGAAUGUAUACGGAAGCACUGGCUCUUGGCAGUCAGUUGCUGCGGGAGUUGAAGAAGCUGGACGACAAAAAUUUGCUCGUUGAGGUGCAGCUGCUGGAAAGUAAGACCUAUCACGCACUUAGCAAUUUACCCAAGGCCCGUGCUGCGUUGACCUCGGCUCGAACCACAGCCAAUGCGAUCUACUGUGCGCCGAAGGUGCAGGCAACGUUGGAUUUGCAGUCUGGAAUUUUACAUGCUGCCGAUGAGAGAGACUUUAAGACCGCCUUCUCCUACUUCUACGAAGCGUUCGAGGGCUUCGAUAGCGUCCAGAGUCCGAAGGCACUGACCGCACUUAAGUAUAUGUUGCUGUGCAAAAUCAUGCUGGGCCAGAGCGAUGACGUGAAUCAGAUCGUCAGUGGAAAAUUGGCAAUCACCUACUCCGGUCGUGACAUCGAUGCGAUGAAAGCCGUUGCACAGGCCUCGCACAAGCGUUCGUUAGCCGACUUCCAGGAAGGUCUCAAGGAGUAUAAACACGAACUGGAAGAUGACGUAAUCGUGAAGGCCCACCUGGGAACGCUGUACGACACAAUGUUGGAGCAGAAUCUGUGCCGCAUUAUCGAGCCGUACGCGCGCGUCGAGGUCAGCUACAUCGCCGAACAGAUCGCCCUGCCAAUUGCCCAGGUCGAGAAGAAACUGUCGCAGAUGAUUUUGGACAAGAAGUUCAGUGGAAUUCUCGACCAAGGCGUCGGAGUGCUGAUCGUAUUUGAGGAAACUCCGGUGGAUAAGACCUACGAUACGGCUCUGGAGACGAUACAGCACAUGGGUAAGGUAGUGGACACAUUGUACCAGAAGGCUAAGAAAUUGACGUAAGUACACCUGUCGAAAGUGGGGACAGUAGGUUCUUUUCUAUUUAGGCUUUUGUUUUCCUGGUUCGUACGAUGAGAGAAAAAAAAAACAUUCACUGUUCAAUUUGUCAAUCAGUUGAUCGUCUCUUAUUAUCCGUUAUCGUUGGUUGGCACAUUCACAAAAAAAAAGAAGAAAAAUAAAUAUAUAGCAAAAAAGAAGUCCAUUAGCAACAGAAACUGAAAGAUUACAACAGGAACGUAUUUAACGAAAUAAUUAAUAAUAUUCUGAACCACUAACCGUUGAAUGACACAUAAACUAAGACUUCGGGCAUAGACCGGAAACGAGGAUACUUAGAGCGUUGAAAAAUAAUUAAACUUCGAUUUUCGCAGUCUGAAGCAGAAAAGGAAGGAGAGCAAGAACAAUAGAAAUUACAACACUAUGCGAUUAAGAGAAUAUCAGGAAGUGUAACCCACUGCAACAUGAUUUAAUAAGAACAGCUUAAGACCUUCAAACCAUUAUCAAGUAAAUUAUUUCGUAUAAAUCUA
Ochlerotatus camptorhynchus is the source of this 1949-nucleotide messenger RNA. It is a transcript of the gene Rpn6, whose product is annotated as regulatory particle non-ATPase 6. The record is from RefSeq and is a predicted model, not a curated record. NCBI's taxonomy places the organism in Eukaryota, Metazoa, Arthropoda, Insecta, Diptera, Culicidae. The transcript has 4 exons. Gene Ontology annotation, molecular function: structural molecule activity. Gene Ontology annotation, biological process: ubiquitin-dependent protein catabolic process. The coding region runs from base 178 to 1428 and encodes 416 amino acids. Gene Ontology annotation, cellular component: proteasome regulatory particle, lid subcomplex.